Molecule: messenger RNA, 5017 nt
Organism: Lethenteron reissneri (Far Eastern brook lamprey)
Lineage: Eukaryota; Metazoa; Chordata; Hyperoartia; Petromyzontiformes; Petromyzontidae
Product: stromal membrane-associated protein 1-like
Cellular component (GO): cytoplasm
Molecular function (GO): metal ion binding; GTPase activator activity
Source: RefSeq, a predicted model, not a curated record
UGUGGGAAAUGCAAUCGACGGCCGCACCAUAUUCACGUCCUCGCCGGCUCCGCCCGACGCAGCCUCAAGUUGCUGCCGCCGCCGCCGCAUCUCUUCCCCCUCCACCAACACCACCACCACGUCGAGAACACAGCGGACAGCCCUCGUUGUUCCGGGGCCCCGUCGUCGCAAUCGCGAGUUAUCGCCGAUUUAAGCUGAGGUCGCGGUAAACGCCGUUCCAAGGGCAAGAUGACGACGCGCUCGGAGCGCGAGAAGGCGCUCAAGCAGAAUGAACAGCACCAGGCUCUGCUCGUGGGGAUGCUGCGAGAAGAGGACAAUAAGUACUGCGCCGACUGCGAGGCGAAAGGUCCCAGGUGGGCAUCGUGGAACCUCGGCGUGUUCAUGUGCAUCCGUUGUGCGGGCAUCCACCGCAACCUGGGCGUGCACAUUUCGCGCGUGAAGUCUGUCAAUCUCGACCAGUGGACGCCCGAGCAGAUCCAGAACAUUCAAGAGAUGGGCAACAGGAAAGCACGACGUCUGUACGAGGCCAACCUGCCAGACAGCUUCAGGAGGCCGCAGUCCGACCAUGCCGUCGAAAUUUUCAUCCGAGACAAGUAUGAAAAGAAAAAGUACAUGGACAAAAGUUUGGACAUUAACGCUCUUAAGUCCUCAGCUUCCUCGGCGUCACUAUCAGGAGAGAGCCGAGUGGAGAAGGAGAAGGACAAACGGGUGGAGGAGAAGAAAAAGGAGAAGCCAGUUCCCCUCAGCAAACCCAAAGCCAAGUCUCCUGAGCAGCAGCAGCAGCGGCCACCAAUUCCUUUACCAAAGGCGGCAGCUCCACCAAAGCCAGCUGAGCCUCCUGUGGACCUUCUCGGCUUGGAUGCACAAGGGUGGCACAGCGAAGGAUCCGCUGUGCCCAAUGGGACGGGUGGUGGAAUGGGAAGUGACCUGGAUAUUUUUGGUCCCAUGGUUUCCAACCCCCUGCCAGUGUCCACCAGUCAGGACUCAACAGGAAUGCCUGCAUCAGAAAGUGCUGACAGUGGCAGUAACAGCGACCUGAGUCUUUUCUCCGAGGCUGCGGCCAAGGCAGAGGAUGCCGCCAAGAAACCCCUCACCAAGGACUCCAUCAUGUCCCUGUACGGCCCAGUGCCCAGCCAGAACCUCAAUCAAGGCAUGUACUACGCUCCGACCCCCAGCGCUGCAUACGCACAGCAGUCGCAGCUCGCCGCAUCGUACGGCCAGCCUCCUGUGGGUUACGGAGCUCCCGGCAGCAUGACGCAGCAGCAGCAAAUGCAGCAACAGCAGCAGCAACAAGCCAUGGUGGGCCUAAUGGCACAGCAGCAGGCCAUGGCUGGUCUAAUGGCUCAGCAGCAACAGGUGCACCAGCAGCAGGUGCUGGCGGGGGUAAUGGCGCAGCAGCAGAUGGCUGGGGUGAUGGCGGGCGUGCCGAAUGGAUACGGCCCUAAUGCAGGGGCAGUGACGCCGGCAAUGAUGGGCCUGAGUGUGGGGCCUGGCAUGGUGGGAGGGCAGCACGGGAUGGUGGCACAGCCCGUGUAUGGUAUGGCCCCACAGAUGAACGCUGCUGCUCACCAGUGGAAUGUCAACCAGCUGAGUCAACAGAUGGCGGGAAUGGCGGUGGGUGUGCCUGCUGGUGUCAUCGGAUACGCGCAGCCUAGCGGUGGUGCAGGUGGCGUCUGGGGCGCCGGAAUGGGGACCCAGUCCUUGGCCACGCAUACCUGGAAAUAGCGGAAGCUGCCCCGACGCACCACCAGCCCUUCCUUACCCUCAUCCAACCAGCAUCAUUUACCCGCCAAGGACUUGCCCGUACAGUAUGCUGGCCAGCUGGACUCACUGUGUCUUGAGAAACACGGGUGCUCACCACCUGGGCACUGUCACCCACGCACCACCUUGCACUAUUACACACGCCUGACAAUCACACACACCCACCCACGCACCACCUUGGAUAAACACACAGUCUGGCAGUAUCUCAUACACUACCUACAACAUUUGUAUUCCACAAUUGUUUGCAGAAGAAAUCCUGUGAAAACAUUCCAUCAUUGGGGCAUCGACGUAUCGUGUUGCUGGUGCUGGAGGUCCUGCUGUCGGUGCUGGUUUUCGUCCUGGGGCUGAUGGUGGCGCUGCUAGUGUUGCAGGCACUGGGCAAGUCAAUUUAUGGGUAAACGCAACCACAUAGAGCCAUCCUAUCCCCAUGUACACAGGUGUACAGUAAUGCUAUAUAUGAAUAUACAAUAUAUUAUUUUUAGACAAAUAUGCCACCAUGUAAUUCUUUCUCACGUGUGCUACAUUCUGACACCCUGUUUAGUGGUCUUGGGCUAUCGGGCGUCCAGAAUUUGCGCAUGCGUAGUGGGGUGGGGGCUUUUGUGGACAGACGUACCCACAUAUGUGUCGGAGCAAAACAGACACAUACAGCGCGCUGCUUGUGUACCGGGCAGCAUUGUGGAGGAAGUGCACCGCACAAGGAUUAUAAAACGUGCCCAUCGUACGGUCCGUGACAUUGCCCAGCAUGCUGUCCUUUUGAGGUCCUUUGUGCUUUCCAAUAAUGUUCCAACCAAGUUUGUCAGUCACAUGUUAAAUAAAGAGGCAAAGGCAUUUAAUGUAACAAAAAUAAUCUCCACUGUGGAAGAUGUGUUCUGUCUAGCUUUGAAUUUUGCGAGCCUUUGUAGAGAGGUUUGUUUGCUGUGAUGCCACUGCCUUCUGAAUUUGUACAUGGGGACUAGGUUGUCGCUCUAAACUUAACUUUACCAAAGCAUGUUGGGAUUAAAAUUGAAACAGUGAAAUUAUUAUAAAGACGUGUGUUUAACAUAGCGUGUGCUUUAAAAAGUCACGGAGUCUGCUCAAACAGCCUUUAGGUAGUACACAUCCUCCAUUGGCAAUCCUGAGCCAGUCAUGAAAAUUCCACGUUCAUUUUGCAUGAUCCAGGCUUCUAAUCGAACAAUCGCUGUUUAAACAGACUGAUGUGAGAAUGGACAACCAAUCUUAUUGAAAGUGCUUUGUAAAAGCCAGAGAUGUGAGUUUGCUGACUGAUUUUAUUAAGACACGGCCUUGAGUUGCUGGUGUUGCCCCCUUAGACAAUAUCUUUCUGCAUUCUGCUCAGCUACGGUUGGCUGUCAUUGUCAAGAGUUUUGCACAGUUGUGCAAAGCCUUGCUAUUGUGUGUGAGCAGCACAGGCUUUUGUGUGUAUGAACAGCUAUGGUUCUUUUAUUACAUCUACCAGCUGGUAAUUGUCAUGUUGAGCUAUGUAACGGAUUUUUUUUCUUGUUUGACAUUGUAAGAAAAUGUAUUGCCGUGUCUGUGAUAAUUGUUAAAUGUGGAAAUUAUAAAUACAAAAACAUAAGUGGGGGUCAGUAAAUGUCUUCACUUUGAUCAAUGUUGCGAUCUUGUACAGAAAUCAGUUUGUUAUAUGAGAGAUCUGCCAGUGGCUAUUGAUUUUUGUUCUGCAAAAAUAGUUAGGCAUGUGUCAUUACCCAUGUCCGUACGAUUGAGCACAUGCUUGUAUAUGUACUAUCCAUUAGCGUGUAGACAUCAUGGUAAGAAAUUAAAUUAAAACAAAAUUAGUACUAUGUACAGCAUGUCCUUGUAUAGUACAUUGUUGUAUGGGCAAGUCAAAGUAUCUCCCUGUUCGUACAAGUAUUGGGGUGGUGCUGCUCAUCUCUGUUGGCAGUCCUGAAUCACAUUCCAGUGACAAGGGUCAGUUCCUUUACAGCACGACCACUGUUUAUUUUUUCUCCAGAGUGGUCGGCAUUUUAUUGACCCCAGAGGGAUGAAGGGGCUGAGUGGAUUUCACGGCCAAUAUUUGAAGUCGCGACCCACCAAUUUGCAAGUUGGGCACUUAACUGGAGCACCACCUGUCCAGAUAAUGUAUGCUUGGGUGUACACACAAACACACUAUGUGCACCUUUCCAUAACACCAACUCAUUUGUGUUUGUAAACUUGAAACUAUUUUUGCUGAACAGAUCUAAAUUAUAAGCUUAAGAGGUAAAGACUUGAUGCAUGAUGGCUGAAUCAAGCUUAUACAAUGAUUUAAAUUUGUCUAAUUUCCUAUUGCAUAUUUUAUAAAUCUGUAUGAUUUCUGUAGCAGAAAGUUCAUUUUAUAUUGUUUUUGUAGCAUAUGCUUCCUGUGUAUUACAUAUAUAGACACUUAAAUCAGUUAUUUAAAUUGUAAUUUGCGAUGGUUAGCCAUUGCAUUGUUUUGAGGGGGGAGGUACUUGAGGGGCUUCUUCAAAGCAGUGGCUGUCAAAAGGGACAUUGCCUGCCAAGAGCAUGUGCACGCUUGGCAGCAAUUGUGUACAAGACAACAUGUAAACGUGUGAGCCAUAUGCUAAGUUUGCACAUUUGUAAUUUGGUUUCUUGGGAUUUGGUAGCAUUGCACCAAUAAAAAAAAGUAUCGGUUUGUGUCCCUUUUAAGCCAGCAUUGUUCGGUGCCUUACUUCCAUUGGCAAUCCUGAGCCAGUGGUGGAAAUUGGACAUUCCUUGGUUGGGAACCAAGGCUCUCCAUAGGAUGACCACUUGUUGACCUCCAUUGACCAUAUUGUGCAGCCUUCCUGCUUGAUACCGAUUUCAAUGACCCCAGUUGGAUUUUUUUCCUACAAUAGCUGGCUGCACUAUUUCUCAUUGACAACAGCAUGGAGAUGGCCCUCUGGGAACUGGGCUUAACGUACGUGCCUAAAACCCAGUUCUUGAUGGUGUACAACAAAUACAUUGUUCGAAUCGAGGUACAAAUAUUCUGGCAUGGUAGUUUGACGCGCAAACGAAUUGGUGCAAGUAAAAAGUCGCUACCGGGGUGUCAGCUCUUCCCAUUAUACCUUCGGGGUGAAUAAUAUUAUACGAGUACAACUUCAUAGGAAGUCAACAGUGGUCGUUAUAAUCAACAGACUGGACCUUGUAGGAAUGUGGAAUUUCUGUCACUGGCUUAAGACCAGAAAUCGAGUUGAGCACCACCCACAAUAAUUGUAUGGUCGUGGAGUAAUAGUAUGAUUGUGCACUUGACUUUGUUUCUAAUAAAAUACCUUACGAUGGA